Brassica rapa (field mustard) is the source of this 3570-nucleotide messenger RNA. RefSeq names its product LRR receptor-like serine/threonine-protein kinase ERL1. Gene Ontology annotation, molecular function: protein binding. The record is from RefSeq and is a predicted model, not a curated record. NCBI's taxonomy places the organism in Eukaryota, Viridiplantae, Streptophyta, Magnoliopsida, Brassicales, Brassicaceae.
UUCAUAUAAAUUUAUGGAUAGUUGUUUUUAGAAGAAAAUUUUAGAUAAUUUGAUUUUUGUAAAAAAUACCAAAGAAGAAAAUAUUUUGCGUAAUUCGAUUUUUUGGAUAAUUCCGUUUAUAAGAUAGUGUUUUAAUGAUAUUUUGUUAUUUUAAAACUAAAUAUAAUUAUUUGAGGUAUAUAAACUAUAUAUAAAAAAAAUUCAUCAUUCAUGAUUUGGUUCUGAGUUCGGUUUUUAUUUUUCGGUUUCAUAGAUAUAAUUAAAAUCCAUUCGGAUAUUUAUGAAAUUUGGUUUGAUUUCAGUUUUUUAAGUUCACCACUCUUGAGUCUUCGUCACUAUGACAUAAUUCAUAAUAACCAAUGAUAUUUUCACAUAUGAUUUUUGAUAAUGAUUUCUCAUAUGCCUAUGGCUUUUAUACAUAUCACUUUAGGUUUGAUAGACCUCUUGUGUGCUUAGCCGUAAAGCAAAACGCUUUUCAUAAGAGCUUAUGAAUACUAUGCGACCCUUUUGUUAUCAUCACAACGUGUGGAUAAAUCAACCUUUAAACUAGUAAUUUCCCUCUAUCAAAAUACAAGUGGUUGAAAUAUAAUGCAUAGCUCAUUAGUCUUGUAGGCAUAUGAUUAGCAAAUUUACUUAGUUUCUAGGAGAUGAUUGUCGACAAUUCAUAAUGGUUAAGGAGUAUAUAAUAGCGCUUAUAUUUUUAGGUAUCGAUUGAAUUACAUGGUCCCAUCAUAUAGGUUUUGAUGUGUCCUCGUUAAUGUGUGCACACAUGCAGCUAAAAGAUUGUUCUAAGUUGAAAAGUUGUUAGUCUACUCCAUUUCAAGAAUGAAUCGUUCUAACUAUAUUGGUGUGAUCAUAAUCAUUAGAAGCCGUAGUUUUCUUUUCCUUUGUGAGUGUCAAGUAUGGGACCAUGAAGAAGAAACAGUGGAAUGAUAGAUGGAGUGAGAAUGACGACUCACAGAGCAUCACUAACAUUCAUAUCCCGUUAACUCUUCUAUCAACCAUCAUCAUCAUAAACAACUUAAUAUCGAAGCUUUCUUAGUUUUUGUUUUAUGUUAUAAGCUUUGGCGUGCAUCGGGGCAAAGUGAUCAUGACGACUGAGAGGACACAAACACACAUUCCAAACAGGUGUGUACAUUUUCUCUAUUGGUGGGACCUUGAUUUUGGAGACAACGUUUUCGCUUUGGCUUUGAGCACUUGGAAGUUUCUCUAUUGGCUUCCUCACACGACUAAGAGUCUAAUUCGAUGCAAUACACUAUAUGACACUUAUUCAAACCUAAAAUGUAAUAAUUCAAGGAUAGGAAAAGCAAUUUUGUUUUAUAUGCUACUAAAUCAAGUUUUAAAUUCAGCUAAAUAAGAAAACAUACUAAACUCCAAAAUUUUAUGGGUACCAAAAUGGUAGAAGUAAAUUGAUUUUUCCAAAGAAGCAAAAGCGACUCUAUCCUUUUUUGUCAUUUGAAAUUCAUUAAAACCAAGAAAAUGAUACAUGGAUACGUGGGUUCGAUUUCUGAUUAAUAUUAAAUUAGUGUAUAUAAUUUACAAGAAUACUAUGCAUGUAAAAUCCAAAUUAUCAUGAAUUUUGGUAAACUAGUUUAUUGCAAAUUUGUUAUAAUUAUUAAAAAAAUUGUGAUAAAAAUUGUUACCAAAACACAAAUAGCUGACCUGUCACAGACAUCGCAUAUACGUGGCACAUGACUUACGACCCCACCCCCACAAGCUCUUCUUCCCUGCCGAUCUGUCACUCCGACCCUCAGGUUCGGACGGCCGUUUUCCCUGUUACAGAAAAACUACAUUAUUGUAAUAGUAUUUCACUGACACAGUCGAAUCAUAAAUGUAAAACACUUUUUCAUUCUAGAAUUUAUUACUCUUUUCUUCACAAAGUCACCAAACAUCUUUUGCUUUCCAAAACAAAAAGCAGAGGAGGAAGAAGAAGAAGAACAAAGAAAGAAUACUCCGCUCUUGAUCUCGCUUCCUUCUCAAGCCAUCUUCAUUACCAUUUCUUUUGUCCCUCUCUCUCACACACUUCUGUCCGAAGAAAUCUUUUUUUCCUCUUCUUCUUUAAAUCCGCCAUUUAAACUCCCACAAACACACCAUCCUCUCUUUCCGACAUACACGUACGAUCCAUUUAUCAAGAGUUUUUUUUUUUUUACUUGUAACGGCUAGUAACUUGAAGAACAUGAGAUUUGCUUCUUUGAGUUUGGUUCCGGUUCUGCUUCUUCUACUACGAUGGGAGCCUUUCACGGAGGCAAUGAUCAACCCAGUUGACUUCUUAGCUCUCCAAGCGCUACGAAAGUCUCUCGACGACUUGCCGGGUUCCAAUUUCUUCGACUCCUGGGACUUCACCGGCGACCCUUGCAGCUUCGCCGGCGUUUACUGCGACGGAGACAACGUCACCGCCCUUAACCUCGGCGAUCCAAGAGCCGGGUCGCCCGGUUUAUCGGGCCGGAUCGACCCGGCCAUCGGAAAGCUCUACGCUUUAACGGAGCUCAUGAUCGUCCCGGGUCGGAUCAUGGGUUCGUUACCCGACACGAUCUCCCACUCCAAAAAUCUCCGGUUUUUAGCAAUCACCAGAAACUUCAUCUCCGGCGAGAUUCCGGCGAGUCUCGGCGAGCUUCGCGGACUUAGAACGCUUGAUCUGAGUUAUAAUCAGUUAACCGGGUCGGUUCCUCCGUCGAUCGGAUCCUUACCGGAGCUAUCCAAUUUGAUUUUAUGUCACAAUCAUUUAAACGGCUCGCUUCCUCGGUUCUUCUCUCAGACACUAACCAGAAUCGAUCUCAAACGCAACAACCUCACCGGUGCAAUUUCUCAAACGUCUCUACCGCCUUCGCUACAAUACUUAUCACUCGGUUGGAACCAGUUAACCGGUCCGGUAAACCAGGUUUUACUCAGAUUAAACCAGCUCAGCUACCUCGAUCUCAGCUUAAACCGGUUUACUGGCGCGAUUCCCGGUCAGAUCUUUGCUUUCCCGAUCACGAAUCUCCAGCUACAGCGUAAUUUCUUCUACGGAGUGGUUCAACCGGCGAAUGAGGUGACGAUUGCAACCGUCGAUUUGAGCUUUAACCGAUUCUCCGGCGAGAUUUCUCCGCUUCUCUCCAGCGUGCAGAAUCUCUAUCUGAACAAUAACCGGUUCACCGGUCAAGUCCCGGUUACCUUCGUGGAUCGGUUAUUGGCAUCGGGUAUACAAACGCUAUACCUUCAGCAUAAUUUCUUGACGGGGAUACAGAUUAGUCCGGCGGCGGAUAUUCCGGUGAGCAGCUCUUUGUGUCUUCAGUACAACUGUAUGGUGCCGCCGGUACAGACUCCGUGUCCGGUUAAGGCCGGUCCGCAGAAAACCAGACCCACAACGCAAUGCAACGAGUGGAGAGGGUAAUAAUGUCAUUGAAAUAGUUAUGGGUUUUCGGGUCAAAUAGAUUUUUCUCCGGUUAUUUUGUUACAACUUUCGAGUUUCGAGGGUAUAAAGAAAAACUAUUCGUUUAUUCGUUGGUGACUUUGUGAAUGAGAACCAUAAUGCAAUGUAUGUUUAAUUUAUUCGUACGGCUUCGAAUAAAACGAGCAAGACCUAUGUAUUAA